Molecule: messenger RNA, 3547 nt
Organism: Cimex lectularius (bed bug)
Lineage: Eukaryota; Metazoa; Arthropoda; Insecta; Hemiptera; Cimicidae
Gene: spir
Product: protein spire
Exons: 14
Coding region: 618-2900 (760 amino acids)
Biological process (GO): establishment of meiotic spindle localization; actin filament polymerization; actin nucleation
Cellular component (GO): cell cortex; cytoplasmic vesicle membrane
Molecular function (GO): actin binding
Source: RefSeq, a predicted model, not a curated record
AUAAUUUUAUUUUCGAACCCCAAAACAUUUAUUUUCCUUAGGUUAAAACACAAAUUCUAGGAUCUACGAGUGUAAAACAAAUACGUGUCGGACUACUACAUUUACAUACACACGUAUGCAUUAAUGUAGCAGACUUGCGUCGACUUGGUAGAUCCGCGUUUUCUUCUCUUCUUUUGUGUACCUCUUCAUUCCCAACUCGGGCUGGAAGAUUUUUUAUUUUAUUUUAGGGGAUUUUCUUCUUGGGGGGAAAUUUUUUAACAGCUGGAUUAAAAGCUAACAAUACGACAUUAAAUUUUUUUAUCGUUGGUUUUUUUCUGUCUAUUAUUAGAUUUUCAAAGAAAUUUUCCAGUGUCUUCCCUCUUUCUCCCUAACGUAGGAGAUUCGAAAUGGCAAGAAAAUUCUAGAUUAUCAACGAUGCAUUUCAGCAAAUUCGACUCGUCGUUACGGAUUAGGAGAAAGUGAGGCGGGAGUCGUGGCCGUCGCCGGAGUGGGGGAAGAAGGAAGGAAGGCUCCGGAUCGGGGAAAGAGCCCAGUCCGAGCUGAACCGUCAUGUACUGCGAACGACCGUGUAAGAACGAGUGAAAAAGCGCGUCAAACGUUGAGCGAAAGGACGAUCGAUGGAGGAAGGAAGGCCGGGGAAGUGUCGGCUCAACGAGGACCACUGCGUCUCUCUCAACGACAUUCUCGUCUCCUUCAACGCCCCCAUUUCGGAGGAACACUGCUGGGCCAUUUGCUAUCAGUGUGCCAAGUGCUUUAGGAACACCCUUACAAGUGACAGGGCCAAGUGUCGUGUUGUUUCCGAACUGGACCAAGUCCUCAUCCACAGAGAUGGACACGUUCAUGCAAACACCAUAUUCGCCGGAGGAGGAGGUGACGACAGGAGCGGCCCGUCCGAACAAGCGGUGGUCGCCGGUCUUGGCCUUGUACUUUUCCGCGCCCUAGACUUCGGCAUCGAAGAAGACGAAGAGAGACACCUGAGCCCCGAAUUAACGAGGCUCAUACAAAAUAUGACUGCUGCAGGUAUGGAGGAUCGCCAGAUGAACGAGAUGGACGAUGAGGGGAUCGAAAGGGACGCCGGGGAUAGCUUCGAGGAUUCCAACCAGCACCACUCGUCCAGCCUCUCCCUCGUAUUACAGGAGUGUACGGUCCACCUUGGCUACGGGGGCAGCCAAGAAGCGGAUUCGCACUACAAGGCGGUCUGCAGAGCGCUGGUCACCGAGGCGCUAGAACUGUCGACUUUUUUGGAAAACGUAGGCACCGGGCAGCUUCGGCAGCAACAGGAGGCCCCCGACCACCUCGGCAAACUUAACUUUAACGAUUGGGCGAGGCUGUGGGUGCAGGUCAUCAGGGAGCUGCGGAUGGGCGUGCAGUUGAAGAAGGUGUGUUACACGCGGAAGCCGAUCGAAUUCGAGUUGACUCCCUACGAGAUACUCAUGGAAGACAUCCGCGCCAGGAGGUACAAACUCAACAAAGUCAUGAUCGACGGUAACAUACCUCAGCGCGUCAAAAAAGACGCCCACGCCAUUAUCCUCGAGUUCAUCAGGUCCCGCCCACCGCUCAAAAAGGCCUCUGAAAGAAAAUUAAAUCCGCCCAAACUUGUCAAUCGGACCCCCAGGGAGAACUUACUGGAAUCUAUAAAACAAGGCCAUGCAAAGCUCUUCCCUAUUAAACGAAAUGCGAAGGGUGAAAAGCUACCAGAAGAUAAUGAAGCCCCUCUCUCGAGUAAAAGUAACUCGGAGCAAGUUACCAGAAAUUCCAGGCGUCUCAUAAAAGUUGACUAUUCCCAUAUGUCGGCGGUCGGUUUCGACGUGGAAGACAAAGACCUGGAUGCGACUGACGACGGUGACGAGGAAGGAGAAGAAGGCGACGCGAAGAACAACCCCUGGCAGAGGACAGGUAGUCUAAGGCUGUCCCAGGCAGAGAUAGAUCACUACUGUGACACGGCACUCCAACCUUAUGAUCUAGCUACUCAAUGUCCGAGUAAGCGUGCUUCGAUGAGAAGGCAUACGGUCGUCGUCUGCGAGACGGGCAACAAAGGGAGCUUAAGCGUGCCACAAUCUAGGCCUACUUCAAGGCAGACGAACACACCGACUGACGAGUCGCUCUCCUGUACCCUCCCGGAGAUGACUUGGUCAAGGACAUCCUUACAGGACGACCUUCUGAAAUCGAAACAGUGGCAGGAAGAAUGUCUUUCUCUCACUCUUGAAGAAAUUGUCCAUAUACGUAGCGUCCUGACCAAAGCCGAACUUGAGAGUCUUCCAGUUGAAGGCAGGGUAAAAGAAGAUGCAGAAAGGCGGAAGGUAUGCUUCCUUUGUAUGAAAACGAGAUUUGGCAUCUUCGGCCCAUGGGGACAGAUUUGCAAACUCUGCAAAAGAACAGUUUGUGCCAAAUGUUAUUCCAAGAUGCGGAUACCAACAGAGCAUUUUUCACACGUACCUGUGGUAGCCCUUAGCCCAAGUAUGCUGUCGCCAAGCGAGGCUGACGACUCUUUUCCGAGGGCACUGGUGACAAAAUUGAUGGCUACUGAGAGGAGUGGUGUCGGGAGCGCACCGACGAGUCCGAAAAUAUCGAGAUCAGCUCCACCUUCUCAGAUGUCGACAAGCCUAAUAUCCGAUGGCCCUAUAUCUCUUCCCCCUUCGAGUCCUCUGUGUACCCCAAGUGACAAGUACGCUGUUUCAACUUCCCUUAGUCUUUGCUGCUUUUUUACGAAGUUAUUUUUUAGGUGGAGGAUGGCAAAAUCAAAGACUGUAGGCAGACAGAAAGCGGAAAAACUCAAGGGUCUGCAAAUGACUGUAUGCCAUGACUGCAAAACGAUGGUUUUGCAGAUAAUCAAAUCAUCUCGCACUACUCGCAACAUGGCUAUCCGGAAUCUAACUCUAGACUUAUCACCGGUUUAUUAAAAAAUCAAACAUUUAAUUUCUAAGGGUUACCUGUAUGAAUGAUGGAAGGACUUAUUAUCAAUGUACCUAAAAUUCACUGUGAAUAACUUUGCUUAAAUUAUUUGUAAAUACACAAAAUCUAUUUUUAGAUUUAGUUUCUUAGCACUUAUUCAGUUGCAAGUAGGGUCACUUUUUUUUUAUCCCACCCAAGUAAAUCUUGCAAAAAGUGUUUAUUAAUUGUAUUCCCUGUUCCUUGAUUAUAAUUUUGUUGUAAAUAUUGUAUAAUGAUGAUUUACCUGGAUUUUGAUUAAAUAUAGUUUUGUAAAAGUAAAUACAAUAUUUUGGAAAUAGGACUAUUAACGAGGGCUGUUUAAGAAUCCUUAGGUAAUGCUGUUAUAAAAUAUAUUUAUGUUGAAAAAAUGAUAGACCAAUAAUUAUAUUUAAAAUAGUGUAAAAUGUUUAUAACCUAAGUAAGCGAAAUAAACGAUUGACAAAAGUCAAAAAUCGUAAUCUCAUAAUAAUGAAAUAUAAUUUUAUUUUUUUAUUAUAAAAUGUCUCGUAAAUAAUUCAUUCUUUCAAUAGUACAAAUAAACAAUAAUAUUAUAUUCAUAUGCAUAUAUUUAAAUGGUGCUCUAUUUUGAAAUAGAUAUCUAUUAGUUAACAUAAAA